This is a messenger RNA of Erinaceus europaeus (western European hedgehog), 1621 nucleotides long. Its product is annotated as cytochrome P450 2D14-like. Bases 51 to 1550 code for a protein of 499 amino acids. Gene Ontology annotation, cellular component: intracellular membrane-bounded organelle; cytoplasm. Gene Ontology annotation, molecular function: iron ion binding; heme binding; oxidoreductase activity, acting on paired donors, with incorporation or reduction of molecular oxygen, reduced flavin or flavoprotein as one donor, and incorporation of one atom of oxygen. Gene Ontology annotation, biological process: arachidonate metabolic process; xenobiotic metabolic process. The record is from RefSeq and is a predicted model, not a curated record. Lineage: Eukaryota; Metazoa; Chordata; Mammalia; Eulipotyphla; Erinaceidae. The transcript has 9 exons.
AUUAGUGUUUAGACAGUGCCCAGAGAAGCCCAGUGGACACCAAAAGAGCCAUGGUGCUGCUGAGCGGGGAGUGGCUGGGGUCCGUGGCCGUGGCCGUGGUCAUCUUCCUGCUCCUCGUGGACCUGAUGCACCGCAGAGCACGCUGGGCAGCUCACUACCCACCUGGCCCCACGCCUCUGCCUGGGCUGGGCAACCUGCUACAGCUGGACCGUAAGGAUAUACCACGCUCCAUAGACCGGCUGCGGUACCGUUAUGGGAACGUGUUCAGCCUGCAGCUGGCGUGGUCAUCAGCGAUCGUGGUCAGUGGUCCGGCGGCUGUGCGCGAGGUGCUGGUGGAGCACAGAGAGGACACCUCAGACAGGCCCCCAUCUCCCUCCCUGGAGCACCUGGGUUUCGGGCCUCUCUCCGAAGGGGUCAUCCUGGCGCGCUAUGGACACGCGUGGCGCGAGCAGCGGCGCUUCUCUCUGUCCACCAUGCGCAACUUUGGGCUGGGCAAGAAGUCCUUGGAGGAGUGGGUGACUGAGGAGGCCUCCUGCCUCUGUGCCGCCUUUGCUGACCAGGCAGGCAGCCCCUUUCGCCCCAAUGAGCUCCUGAACAAGGCUGUGAGCAAUGUGAUUUCCUCCCUCAUCUAUGCGCGCCGCUUUGAGUAUGAUGACCCUCGCUUCCUCAAGAUGCUGGAUCUCAUAGAGGUUUUCCUAAAGGAAGAGUCCGAAUUUCUCAGGCAGCUGUUUAAUGAGAUCCCUGUGCUCCUGAAAAUCCCCUGGCUAGUAGACAAGUUCUUCUCUGGGCACAAGGCCUUCCUAGCAAUGCUGGACGAGCUGAUUAAUGAGCACAGAAUGACACGGAAUCCAAACCAGCCAAGAGACCUGACUGACGCCUUCCUGGAUGAGGUGGAGGAGGCCAAGGGGAACCCCGAGAGUAGCUUCAACGAUGCGAACCUGCGCAUGGUGGUGGCAGACCUGUUCUCGGCCGGGAUGGUGACCACGUCGACCACCCUGGCCUGGGCCCUCCUGCUCAUGAUCCUGCACCCGGACGUGCAGCGCCGGGUUCAGCAGGAGAUUGAUGAGGUGAUAGGGCAGUCGCGCCCACCAGAGAUGGCAGACCAGGCCCACAUGCCCUACACCAUGGCCGUGAUCCAUGAGGUGCAGCGCUUUGGGGACAUUGUGCCACUGGGAGUGCCUCACAUGACAUCCCGGGACACUGAAGUGCAGGGCUACCGCAUCCCCAAGGGCACGGUGCUCCUCACCAACCUGUCAUCUGUGCUGAAGGAUGAGAGCUGCUGGAAGAAGCCCUUGCGCUUCUACCCCGAGCACUUCCUGGAUGACCAGGGCCGAUUUGUGAAGAAGGAAGCCUUCAUACCCUUCUCAGCAGGCCGCCGCUCAUGCCCCGGCGAGCCCCUGGCCCGCAUGGAGCUCUUCCUCUUCUUCACCUGCCUCCUGCAGCGCUUCAGCUUCUCAGUGCCUGCAGGGCAGCCCCGGCCCAGCGAUCAGGGAGUCUUUAUUGCCCUUAUACACCCACCUCCCUACCAACUCUGUGCUGUGCCCCGCUAGAGGGAGGCACAAACCCCAAAAUUGCUUCAUGGUUGGGUCCACGUUGGUCAAUAAAGCUGUUCUCCUAUUGA